UAUUUUAAGUUCUAAACUUUAGUUGAAUAAAUAAAUAAAUCAAAUGUUGGGGUAACACAGGCUAUUCAAAAUGCCACCCACAAUCCAAAACUCACCUGCAUCAAAAAGAAAAAACCGCGAAAAAGGCAAAGAAGGAUUCGUUUGUAAUGUUAAAUACACCAAUACACUGCCAGACAUCCCGUUCGAUGCAAAGUUUAUCACAUAUCCAUUCGAAGCCAACAGAUUUAUACAGUACAAACCGACCUCCCUGGAAAGAAAUUACAAACAUGAGUUACUCACUGAACCAGAUCUGGGUGUAACUAUAGACUUGAUUAACCCAGAAACGUAUGAUAUCGAUGUAAAUGCUGAGUUAGAUCCUUCUGAUGAAAGACUUUUGGAAGAAGAACUUGCUCCUCAAGCAGACCAGAAAAGACAUCGUCAGCACACGAAAACAGUGUCAUGGCUUCGAAAAACGGAAUAUAUAUCUACUGAAUAUAACAGGUUUCAAACAAGCAAUGAAAUGGCAGAAAAACAAAUUGCAUUUGGCCAAAAAAAGAAAUCAAAGGGAGCCAUUGAUCUUUAUAAGGAUCGUGACUCGCAAAUUGAGGCGAUAGAAGCAAGUUUUGAAGCUGCUAAGAAACCGAUUACUCAACACUUCUCUAAUCCACGUCUAAAACCUGUUGAAAUACUACCGUUCUUUCCUGAUUUCCAAUUUUGGCACAUGCCAUGCGCACAUGUUAUUUUCGACACUGAACCAACUCCACGUGGAAAAACAUCACCCGCUACUCUGCAACAGAUGUCGCUGGGAAUGAUACGAGGUAUGGAAGACGAAAGUGGUGACCAGUUUGUUGCUUACUUUCUGCCUACUGAUAAAACUCUAUCGAAACGUAAAGCUGAAUCGCAUGGUGAUGCUGCACCAACUGACGACGAAGAGUACGAUUACAAACUUGCUCGUGAAUAUAACUGGAACGUAAAAAAUAAAGCUAUAAAAGGAUUUGAGGAGAAUUAUUUCUUCGUCUUUCGUGAAGGAGAAGGUGUGUUUUACAACGAACUUCAAACCAGGGUGCGUCUAAACAAACGUCGUGGAAGAGGAGGCGCUGGAGGAGUAUCAUCAGCAGUUUCGAAACUCGUCGUGAAGAAUAGAGAACCAACAGAAAAUGAAAUUCGACUACAGAAUGCGCGUCUCGUUCAACUCGAAAACGUUGCCCAAGAAGAAGAUGACGACGAAGCCGAUGACAGUGACGCAGACGAACAACAAAGUGCUAAAAAUGCAGACCAGACUGAAAAUACAGAUCAAGGAGAGAAGACGAACGAAGAGGAUAAAGAAUCGGAUUCUGCAGAUGAUUUGUUUGGCUCGAGUUCGGGUGAAGACGACGAAUAAGACUAUUUGUUAUGUAAAAAUGACAUCUGACUUAAUGUUGACUCGGCAUACGCGCAGAACGUAUUUCAUAAUGUUAUUAUCGUGCGACAACGGAUUGCUGGCCAUAAAAACUUGCAAAUUAUUUGUAUAUAUUUAUAUUUCGUGAAAAUAAACUUAUGUGUAAUUUUAGUUACAUCAAGGUAGCUACACAAUUCCACGUUGCGAAA
Molecule: messenger RNA, 1566 nt
Organism: Hydractinia symbiolongicarpus
Lineage: Eukaryota; Metazoa; Cnidaria; Hydrozoa; Anthoathecata; Hydractiniidae
Product: RNA polymerase II-associated factor 1 homolog
Exons: 15
Coding region: 71-1360 (429 amino acids)
Biological process (GO): transcription elongation by RNA polymerase II
Cellular component (GO): Cdc73/Paf1 complex
Molecular function (GO): chromatin binding; RNA polymerase II complex binding
Source: RefSeq, a predicted model, not a curated record